AUGAGAUUCUCGUUUAUCGCAACAUUGUGUGCAGCACCAUUGGUAUUGGCCAGUAAUCUUCAACAUGACUUGGCUGGGCGGGGAAUAAUUACACCGGAAUUCGCUGAGAGAUCAUCAGAGCUCGUUGUCAAUAGGAAGGAGAUCACAAUUGUACAAGCGAAGAGUGAGGAGAUCAUUAUUAUCUGGACCAACGAUGGCAAUGGAGCUGCAACUAAAACAGUCACGGAGACGAAGACUGUCGCUCAAGUAGCUGGUGCCACAGCGGCAGCAGCAGCACAGGCAACCCAUACCGUUGUAGUGGGAGGUGCCGCUGGAAAGGUUUAUACACCUGAGACGGUCAACGCUGCUAUAGGGGAUAUGAUCGUGUUCAAUUUCGAAAUGGCAAAUCACACCCUCACACAAUCAGCUUUUACAACGCCUUGUGAGAAGUUGGCUACCGGUGGCAUGGAUAGUGGCUUCGUACCCAAUUCCACCCCAGCAAUGGCUAUGCAAGUCAUGGUUGAUACUCCUCAAUGGUUUUACUGUCGUCAAGCUGGCCACUGCGGUUCAGGAAUGGUAUUCAGUAUCAAUCCCACUGCCGACAAAACUCAAGCACAGUUCAAAGCAAUGGCUGUUGCACAAAAUGGUACUGGAACUCAGAGUGCCAUUCAAGGAGGAUCCUCUGCUGGCGGAGCCAGUAGUGGAACAUCUUCAAGUGCUGUUGCUUCAGCUGCCGCUGCAAUUUCUACCGCGACGGUUGCUUCAGGGACUGGAACAGUUGGUACUGAUGGAACAUGCUCAUGUAGUUGUCUUUGUGGACAAGCUGCAUUCCCAAAUGCUGCUGUACAGGGAGUUGGAAUGUUUGGUGGGGUUUCUGGUGCUAUGUCCAUGUCUUUACUAGAAAAAUAA
Botrytis fragariae is the source of this 888-nucleotide messenger RNA. RefSeq names its product putative serine-threonine rich protein. NCBI's taxonomy places the organism in Eukaryota, Fungi, Ascomycota, Leotiomycetes, Helotiales, Sclerotiniaceae. The transcript is spliced from 4 exons. The record is from RefSeq and is a predicted model, not a curated record. The coding region runs from base 1 to 888 and encodes 295 amino acids.